AUAUCAGCUUGAAGGAAGUGACUGUCGUCGUGGAUGUGGAGGAUUGUCGAGGCCGCCCGCCGCUCAUGCCUAGGGUUCCUACUAGCACCCAUCUCAAAUCUCUCACCCACACGUCGCCCGUUGGCCAUCCCACUGCCUCCAGCCACAUAUUGACCCUCCAUCCGCUCGAGAGUCACUUUAUUAUUUCAUUUGAACCUAGGGCUAUCUCGAUUAGCAUCCCAAGAUUCUCGGGGGAUCCUCAGGAUUUGUCCUCUUAUUUUAGCCGGAUUCGCUGCUGUGCUUGUGUGAGAGGGAACGUGCAAGUCUCGGCCUAGUGAGAUUGAACAGCUUCUCUGGCCGCUGGCUCGCUGUCUUUUGAUUGAGGCUGCUCUCCUUCCAAUCUCUGGGCUUGAGGACACUACUAGACGGCCUUCUUGUGGUGCUACUACUACAACGAUUGCUACACACGCAGCUCAUACACACUUUCACUCGUGAUUGCCCCUUUUUUGGCCUUUUGAGCUGCUCGUUCGUUGGUCUUGAUCGUCUCCCUCCUUUUCUUCAGACUCGGGGUCCCCUGGGAAUUGGCUCAUUUUGGUGACGAGGCUGUUUGGCCAGGCUCUUAAAACAGGUGUCAUAUAUCCUUGGUGCAUGAGGCGUGAGGUCACUCUUGAUCGGAGUUGAACCUGGUUGGCACUUGAUCAAGGUCUGGCCACGCCCCCUGAGAGGUGAUCACUUGAGACAGGGAUUGCUUUUCCGGGUGAGUGUCACCAUGUUGAUCACCGAGUUCCGCGUGACCUUGCCCAUGACGGUGGAGGAAUAUCAGGUGGGGCAGUUGUAUUCCGUGGCUGAGGCCAGUAUGAACGAGACGGGGGGCGGGGAAGGGGUGGAGGUGGAGAAGAACGAGCCCUACGACAACUACCCGCUACUCAAUGGCAAAUUCCUGAAAGGCCAGUACACCCGGAAGAUCUACCAUUUGGCCAGUAAGGUGCCGACCUUGGUCAAAUGGAUCGCUCCCAAAGGUGCGUUAGAGAUCCUGGAGGAGGCUUGGAACGCGUAUCCUUACUGCAAGACGGUGCUCACCAAUCCCGGGUACAUGAAGAAGAACUUCUUCAUCAAAGUCGAGACGUAUCACUUGGCUGACCGUGGCGAGUCUGAAAACGUGCAUCAACUCACCAAGGAGCAAUUGGCGCAGCGAAAGGUGGUCCACAUCGACAUCGCCAACGAUCCCGUGCUGGCCAGUGAUUACAAGAAGAAGGAGGACCCAACCCAGUUCACGUCUAAAGGUGGACGGGGUCCCUUGGGUGGCGAUUGGCGCAAGACAGUUCAGCCCGUGAUGACCGCCUACAAACUGGUCACCAUCGAGUUCAAGUGGCUGGGGCUUCAAAACAAGGUUGAAAAGUACGGCAUGGAAGCAGAGCGACGGCUGUUCACCAAUUUCCAUCGUCAGUUGUUCUGCUCCAUUGAUGAUUGGAUCGAGCUCACUAUGGAGGAUAUUCGGAAAUUGGAGGACCAAACGCAAGCUGACCUUAAACAACAACGGCUAACGGGUGAAGUUCGUGGUACUAAGCCGGUAUGAAUCCGGAUGCUUCAAUCUUGUUCUCAAUCGAAGAAGAAACACCCCCAAGAUUUAUUCGCCUUAGAAGACAUACCAAAAAGUGUUUUCGCAUGACGCUCGUCGAUAGGUCAGUCGGUCAGUCGGUCAGUCGGGCGGGCGGGCCAGGAUGCAAAGUUUCAAAUCCACGAACAUUCCACCGUUUUCUCAACAACACACCCACCACCAUCACCCUCAACAUUAACGACGAAGAAAAUAAUGCAGCUCCCACGGUUAUUUUUUGCUCUCUAUUAUUGGAAUGGACGCCAUAACGAUCCCGAGUGCUGGAACUGAUAUUUAGUCAAGAACUACUAGUUUGAGUCCAAACCAUUCAUAUAUACACACAUUGCAGCUGAACAACAUUAUUAUUAAUUCUCUUAUGAUCCAUAUAACCAUUGCCAUCAUUUUUGUUAAACUAUCGUCACCACUAUAACCCCAUCUUUGCCGUAAAAUCUUGCAAUUCUAGUUUCCUCCCUAUCCCUGCCUCACUCACUUAUCUGCGACCUCUUGAAACAUGUAUCGAGAGAGACCGAAGGGACAAUGUUCAGUCUCUCGCUUUGCCCCCACUUGAUUUAUCACGGCUCUCCACCCCCAGUUCCCAGUUUUAUGUCCCAUGGAGCUUCCACAUUGCCAAACACAUGGGCUGCUCCAGAAAUAUUUGUAUCAAACUUUCCUUCUUGAUCCUUUGGACCGAUUUUAUGAAUGCUGAAGAAACUAGAAACACCGCAACUUCCUUGAUCAAUCUACAAGCAACUACCAAAUGAGCGAGCAUCUAUCUCUAUAAUUUAUAAGAGCGCAUCGUAGAUUGACUAUAGGAGUAAAUACAUUUUGACUCUUCAUGUGA
This is a messenger RNA of Tigriopus californicus, 2414 nucleotides long. Its product is annotated as phosphatidylinositol transfer protein alpha isoform-like. Gene Ontology annotation, biological process: phospholipid transport. The coding region runs from base 749 to 1555 and encodes 268 amino acids. The transcript has 2 exons. The record is from RefSeq and is a predicted model, not a curated record. Gene Ontology annotation, cellular component: cytoplasm. NCBI's taxonomy places the organism in Eukaryota, Metazoa, Arthropoda, Copepoda, Harpacticoida, Harpacticidae. Gene Ontology annotation, molecular function: phosphatidylcholine binding; phosphatidylcholine intramembrane carrier activity; phosphatidylinositol transfer activity.